AAUGAGCAAGAUCCGAUCUUGCGUAAAUAUCGCAUAGAUAAAGCGGUGCUGGUGGUUUGGCAUGCAGAGUUGGGUGGUGAGAUUGUGACCGACGAAUGCGAAAUGCGCUCAUCAAACAGAGAGUUCGUUCUCAAAAAACGAUACCCAUCCAAAUGGCAAUCCAACAACGACUUACUCUUCUGUGGUAUCACAGGUGAUACUACCAGUCAACGCAACUCAUACUCCACUUACGGCUAUCAUUCUUAUAGUAGCAAUAAUAAUAACAACAACAAUAAACCGAGUUCGUAUUCAUCACUGAAGUAG
Anisakis simplex (herring worm) is the source of this 303-nucleotide messenger RNA. The record is from the annotation of a GenBank genome assembly. NCBI's taxonomy places the organism in Eukaryota, Metazoa, Nematoda, Chromadorea, Rhabditida, Anisakidae.